UUCAGGAGCCCUGGAAAGGAGAAAGAAUAAAACAACAGGAGGAAGAGAGAGAGAGGGUAGAAUGGAAGAAUCUCACUUCAAUUCUAACCCGUACUUCUGGCCUUCUAUCCCCACAGUCUCAGGACGGAUUGAGAACACGAUGUUCAUCAACAAGAUGAAGGAUCAGCUGUUGCCAGAGAAGGGCUGUGGGCUGGCUCCACCCCACUACCCUACCUUGUUGACAGUGCCUGCCUCAGUGUCCCUGCCCUCAGGCAUCAGUAUGGGCACAGAGUCCAAGUCAGACCAGCUGACCCCACAUAGCCAGGCAUCCGUUACCCAGAAUAUCAAGGUGGUCCCUGUGCCGUCUACAGGAUUAAUGACUGCUGGUCCUGGUUUGGUAAUCACGUCCCCCUCAGGCUCCCUUGUGACCACAGCCUCAUCAGCUCAGACCUUCCCCAUUUCGGCUCCCAUGAUUGUCUCAGCUCUUCCCCCUGGCUCACAAGCCCUGCAGGUGGUCCCUGACCUCUCCAAGAAGGUAUCAGCAACCCUAACAGAGGAAGGAGGCGGAGGUGGUGGUGGAGGUGGCAGUGUGGCUCCAAAGCCCCACCGGGGCCGAAAGAAGAAGCGGAUGUUGGAAUCAGGGUUGCCCGAGAUGAACGACCCUUAUGUCCUCUCCCCUGAGGAUGAUGAUGACCAUCAGAAAGACGGCAAGACCUAUAGGUGCCGGAUGUGCUCACUGACAUUCUACUCAAAGUCGGAGAUGCAGAUCCACUCCAAGCCACACACCGAGACCAAGCCCCACAAGUGCCCACAUUGUUCCAAGACCUUCGCCAACAGCUCCUACCUGGCCCAGCACAUCCGUAUCCACUCAGGGACUAAGCCCUACAGUUGUAACUUCUGUGAGAAAUCCUUCCGCCAGCUAUCUCACCUCCAGCAGCACACCCGAAUCCACACCGGGGAUAGACCAUACAAAUGUGUCCACCCAGGCUGUGAGAAAGCCUUCACACAGCUCUCCAAUCUGCAGUCCCACAGACGGCAGCACAACAAAGAUAAACCCUUCAAGUGCCACAACUGUCAUCGGGCGUACACAGACGCAGCCUCACUAGAGGUGCACCUAUCUACGCAUACAGUGAACCAUGCCAAGGUGUACACCUGUACUAUCUGUAGUCGGGCAUAUACGUCGGAAACGUACCUUAUGAAACAUAUGCGCAAACACAACCCUCCUGAUCUCCAGCAACAAGUGCAGGCAGUGGCAGCAGUGGCCCAGGCCCAGGCCCAGGCUCAAGCUCAGGCCCAAGCCCAGGCCCAAGCCCAAGCCCAGGCCCAAGCCCAAGCCCAGGCCCAAGCCCAAGCCCAGGCUCAAGCCCAAGCCCAAGCCCAGGCCCAAGCCCAAGCCCAGGCCCAAGCCCAAGCCCAGGCUCAAGCCCAAGCCCAAGCCCAGGCUCAAGCCCAAGCCCAAGCCCAGGCCCAAGCCCUAGCCCAAGCUCAGGCCCAGGCUUCCCAGGUAUCGCAACAGCAGCAGCAGCAGCAGCAGCAACCACAGCCACCACACUUCCAGUCCCCGGGGGCAGCCCCCCAGGGUGGGGGUGGUGGGGACAGCAACCCCAACCCUCCACCCCAGUGUUCUUUUGACCUGACCCCCUAUAAGACGGCGGAGCAUCAUAAGGACAUCUGCCUCACUGUCACCACCAGCACCAUCCAGGUGGAGCACCUGGCCAGCUCAUAGAGACCUAUGCUGCCACCCCACUGGGAAAAGGGAGAAGAAGUUCUGGCCUCUUCUUUCUCUAACUCCUCUUGGUGGGAAACGUCUUCUUCCUUGACAGGCCUUGGCUCCAUCUCCUUGGGCCUCAGGCGCAGCCUUCCUUCACAGGAUACCAUCCUUAUUUUCAACUGCUCUUCAAAAGGAUUAUCAGCCCUCCUGAUUGGCAAAGGAAUACUGAGCUGGUAGUGUAAUCCAGCAGCCUCCCUCCUAAGCAUAGCUUUUAAAAAUUGGGAGUAGGAGCUC
Messenger RNA from Myotis daubentonii (Daubenton's bat), 1984 nucleotides. RefSeq names its product zinc finger protein 384-like. The record is from RefSeq and is a predicted model, not a curated record. Lineage: Eukaryota; Metazoa; Chordata; Mammalia; Chiroptera; Vespertilionidae.